AUGAUUCGGACGUCUCACGAUACUGCACGCACAAAACUUGGCGCAUUUCCCUGCCAGGAUGAUUUUCGCAGUUAUGGUGGUACAUGUAAUAACCAAGAAAACGCAGAUUGGGGCUCCUACAACAAAGCACUGAAAAGAAUAGGCUCUGGGAAAUUCGAUCCCGCUUUUCUUCCAGGAACAAAUGAUUUCCCUGCAGAUGGAAUGCCAAAUCCACGUAUCGUUAGUCGGAUCUUGUUUCGACAAUCUUCAUCGCGUUUAUCAGUUCGCCAGGUAACCUCGAUGGCUGUAUUUUGGGGACAGUUCAUCGAUCACGAUAUAGGCCUCACACCGGACUCGGGCAAAACUGUAUUUGAAGAGAGAAUGGACAUUGAUAUUGUGGAAAAGGAAGACCCCUUUCAUUUUCGACAUGGAGGAAAAUUAGAGUUUGCGAGGUCCAGAGGCGUACUAGACGGAAAGGCGUGCUGCGGUAUAGGAAUAGCUGAACGAUUUCCCAGGGACCCAAUCAAUCUUCAAAGCAGCUUUAUAGAUGCAUCACAUGUUUACGGAUGUCACAGAGAGAGGCUGAAACCUUUGCGAACCUUCAAAGAUGGACAGUUGCGAGUCGGGUUGACACAUGAAAAUGGGGAGCACCUUCUUCCCAAAAACGCAGUUUCAGAAAUAGGAAGAAAAGUGGAGAAUGCGCAGUCUUCCUCAGACAACCAUUUCGUUGCAGGUGAUAUCCGCGCCAACGAACAACCUGUUUUGACCAGUCUCCACACUUUAUUCAUGAGGGAACAUAAUAGACUGGCAAGGAUGCUGGUAGAGAGCUUCCCAUGCUGGCAGGAUGAAAAGGUGUUUCAAUACAGCCGGAAAAUUGUUGCCAGCCAAAUCCAACAGCUAACUUAUCGGUUUUUUAUCCCUGCUCUUCUCGGGAGGAGGCACGGCCUUCGUCAGUAUCGCGGAUAUCAUAACAAUGUCGAUCCAUCGAUUGCUAAUUUCUUCUCGACAUGUGCCUUCCGUUUUGGUCACAGUAUGGUACCGGAGACACUCACACUUCUCGAAACUGGUCGCCGGGCACAUUCAAAAUCCGGUACAACUCUGCAAUCUGUUUUUUUCGAUCCCUCGUUUAUCACCGAAAUAGGUAUAGAAGCUUUGCUAUUAGGAGCUUCGCACCAAGUCGCCGAGUCUGUAGAUUGCCAAAUCGUCGAUUCUUUGCAAAAUGAGUUGUUCAAGAAUGCCACUGGCGGAGUUGAUUUAGUCUCCAUCAAUAUUCAACGUGGACGUGAUCAUGGGAUUCCGAAGUAUAAUGAUGCCCGAGAAAUGUAUGGUUUGAGAAGGAAACGGUCAUUCGAAGAAGUAACCAGCAAUCAUACCCUCGCACAAAUUCUUUCUUCUCUAUAUACUUCAGUGAAUGAAAUGGACAGCUUCGUUGGGGGUCUAGCUGAAGAUCAUAUUGAGGAUUCAGAAUUAGGCGAGCUUUUUCACACAGCAGUACGAGACCAGUUCACUAGACUCCGUGAUGGGGACAGAUUUUUCUAUAAGAAUACAGAUUGGCCUUUGGACAUGGCUAACUUCAAACCAGUAGAGGAGCUGAAUCGCGAAUCUCUAACCAUACAAGAUAUUAUUGCGCGAAACAGCGGUGGCGCGCUUCGAAAAGAAGAUUUCGAUGAAAACGUAUUCCAGAAAGCCUGA
Chondrus crispus (carragheen) is the source of this 1671-nucleotide messenger RNA. Its product is annotated as Animal heme peroxidase homologue. The record is from RefSeq and is a predicted model, not a curated record. NCBI's taxonomy places the organism in Eukaryota, Rhodophyta, Florideophyceae, Gigartinales, Gigartinaceae. The transcript has a single exon. Gene Ontology annotation, molecular function: heme binding; peroxidase activity. Gene Ontology annotation, biological process: response to oxidative stress. Bases 1 to 1671 code for a protein of 556 amino acids.